Galendromus occidentalis (western predatory mite) is the source of this 2593-nucleotide messenger RNA. Its product is annotated as protein FAM91A1. Bases 159 to 2432 code for a protein of 757 amino acids. NCBI's taxonomy places the organism in Eukaryota, Metazoa, Arthropoda, Arachnida, Mesostigmata, Phytoseiidae. The transcript is spliced from 14 exons. The record is from RefSeq and is a predicted model, not a curated record.
AUUUGUAUUCAGAUCAUGCUCUGACAGGGACCAGAGGUGCGUUCGCGACGUGUGCUCUGGAUAAUCAUGUAGCCUCCCGAUUCCGAAUAGUGUGGCUUGCGGUCCGCGUCCAGGUGCCGUGAGACAGGAGAAAUUGAUUUCGGCUCGAAGCGAAAACCAUGAACGUCGAAGUCGAGAACGCGAUCGCCAAAAACACUCCUUGGUCGAGAGUGUCUCCCGCGGUACGACAGGCUCUGGGAAAUUCAGAGCAAGACUACGACAAACAUGUGAUGCAAUAUUCUAUAAGGAACCAACUUAAGCAUCGAGGGAAUCUGGUGAGACGGGUUCAUCGGGACGAAAAAUCGUAUUACGAAUCUCUGCUCGAGUAUUCGCGGAAGCAUCUGAUGCUGUACCCCUAUCACCUGAGCGACUUCAUCGUGACGCAAAUGCGCGUUACGCCCUUCCAAUACUACAUAUCAAUGAUGCAGGAUAUUAUGAGCCAGGAGAAGAGUUACGAUUGUUUGCCGAAUUUCACUGCCGCCGACGUCCUGCGAUUGCUCGGCAUCGGACGAAACCAGUACAUCGAACUUGUGAACAUGUGCAAGUCCACCAAGAGUAUAUUCUCUUUGCGCAAGAAAAAUCUCCGUAGCGUCUUGCCGCCGAAACCCGUGACGAUCGCCGUCGAGUCGUGGUGGAUCGUUCACGUAGGAUACAUCACAGAGACUGAUGUGAAGCAAAUCUCUCCAGCGGAGAAGUGCAUGGUGGACCUCUUGAUAGACGAAGGCCCCCAGAAAUGUGGAGAACAUGACGUGGACGUCAUCAAAGCUCUUUACGUCCGGGGCCUGGUCUACUUGGACGUCCCCAUUGAAGACAACGAUCACAUUGCUGUGCCACCACUCGAAGGAUUCGUGAUGAACUGCGUUUCGGGCGAUCCUCUGGAGUCACUUCUAUACCAAAUAUUCGUGUCUCUGGAUGAACGAACUCCCGUCAAUGAGCUCAGCACGGUGUUGCAGGUGGAGCCUCAAUUGAUAAAGAACGCCGUUUCGAUAUACUGUCGUCUGGGUUUCGCGCACAAGAAGAACCUCGACAGGAUGGAUCUCCACCCGUCUUGGAAAACAGACAACCCGCUUGCUAACUCCGGAGCCAUUAGCAAGAAGAUCUUUUCCGAUCCACGCAGCUCUUCCGACGACGUCGACGGUUUCAUUUGCGUUCUUCACGAUGAGCUCGAGCAGUCGGACACUGUCAUAGACAUCUCAGCAGACAAGCAAGCCGGAGCGUCAACGCAAAAAGAGCAUUCCCCCGAGAGCAGUCCCCAAGGAGCGCUCCAUCAAACCAGCGAUCCGUCAAAAGGCAAGCGGAUCGGUUUCCUUUUCGAUUCUACACUGACGGCAUUCCUCAUGAUGGGCAAUCUCUCCGCAUCACUGAAGUCGCACGCUGUCACCAUGUUCGAAGUCGGGAAGAUCUCCGACGAGAUCCUCGACUCGUUCCUCUUUGAAUUGGAUAAGGUGGAGGAACAAACGGGAGAGGGUGAUGCUGUGCGCUACUACGAGCACACUGUGGCUCUCUCGAAAACAAUCAAAUUCCUCCGGAACAAUCUGGAACUCUUCAAUCCGGCCCUGCCGUUGGAUCUCGUGCGUUGCGAAGCUCUCCAGAACCUUGACGCUGACACUUGUCGACGGUUGCUCAACAAGAACUACGAUCUUCUGAUCUCGAUGGCUCCGCUGAGCAAAGAAGUCCGUCCGGUCACCGGUUGCUCGCCGUGUCAUCUAGGCCCGCCGAUUCCUGAGGUCAACUCCCUGUGGUUUAAGUUGUUCCUCUACAAUUUAACCCGACAGGGUCCCACUUCGGUAUUGCUGACGCGUGGGAGCCGUCUGAAGAAAUUGCCCAAAGAAUUACUUAUCUACGAGAAGCUCACUCUGACGAAUUGGGGACAUGAUCCAUCCACGAUCCUCUCGGCGUCCAGCUUGCCAACUGUCAACGAAUUCCUCACCUACUCCGCCUCGAUGGUUCAAGCGUACGAUCUCGAGCAAGAGAAAGUUUUUCUACCGUUUCCCUUCGAUCUGCUGAAAGAAAGCGACAGAGCGGACAGUCUGUACGCUCUGGAGUGCGUUGAGAUUCUCUACAAGGAGUUGGAUUUAUCUCACCAAUGCGGUUACAUCACCCUCUUGUGUCCGACGCCGCAGUGCAGCACUUAUACUCUGCUAGAUUGCACUUUCGGUCUGCCUCUGUUCGACGCAGAGCUGAACGAGAAGAUUUGCGAGAGGAUCGUCCAAUUCGGUCUUUGCGAGGAAUCCGCGCUGCGCAGGCUAACACAGAGCUCUCGAAAACUUGCACUCAAGCUCCUGGAUUUCAUCGACAGUAAUCACGGUGACGGAUCUUCGGAGCUCAGUGAACUGGUCCCUCUCCCCACGAGGGGUCUCAUCUUCAGCGAUGGGAAAAUCCGAAAUCUCUAAGAUACAUCAUCUCUAGAAAACUAAGUACUAUGUAUUCCGGGGGCGUUUGAGCGCUUUCUGGCGAAUCGCACGUCCGCAAGCGACGCAAGAAUGGACCUGGUCCGGAGACGGGUACAACCUCGAACCGGAACUUCUAGAUCUGACGAAGCACUCGAGAUCUG